AAUCAGUCAAUCCCCGUUUUACUUCUAUAGGACAAUAGCUGUGUAUAUGGUUUCAAAACGUUUUACUUUGCUUGCUAAACCAAAGAAAUUACGGAACAAUGGCGAACAGGCUGUAAAAGAAUGUAGUCUAAAGCAGUCUUAAAGGGACAGGAGCUUUCAAUACACAGUAAGGCAUGUCAUAAAGGCGAUACCGCUUUAAAAAUCAGCAUGACAGUUCCUGUAGUGAAAAUGUGCGUUUCUUUUCGGGGUUUGUAGGUUCUCGCAGUCCGCUACCGACCUUUGCUUCUCCUCCCCGGGGCGGGUAGGCAGAUCCGAUCUCCCUUGUGCCAAUUGGCUGUUUUCAUCGCCUCAGUUUGCCGCUGCUUCCACUGCACACGUCCACCACCUCUCCGUGCACUUAUGUGGCCUGAGCGUGCGCGCUGCUACUGGAGCCCAAAGUCCCCAGUCCGAGACACUUUCUCUUAUCGAAAUGUUUGAAGAUUAACGAGCUUGGCAGCACCGUGCACAGACCGGACCAGACCACAGGCCAGAGGCCAGAACAGGGCACACUACGGCGGCUGGACAUUGUUGGUGGUGCAUCAGAUCGUCGGGUGGACAGAGCCAUGGCAGAGAAGAGGAUCUCACGGUGGUACUUCGGAGGGCUGGCUUCUUGUGGAGCCGCAUGUUGCACGCACCCGCUGGAUCUAAUCAAGGUGCACCUGCAGACCCAACAGGAGGUGAAGAAAAGGAUGUUGGGGAUGGCCGUCCAUGUGGUCAGAAAUGAUGGUGUACUGGCGCUGUACAAUGGGCUCUCUGCUUCUCUUUGCAGACAGAUGUCAUACUCACUGACCAGAUUCGCCAUCUAUGAGACAGUUCGGGACGUGAUGGGCAAUACAAAUAAAGGCCCCAUGCCAUUUUACCAGAAGGUCCUGCUAGGGGCUUUUGGAGGUUUUACUGGUGGCUUUAUAGGCACUCCUUCAGAUAUGGUGAAUGUCAGGAUGCAGAAUGACAUGAAACUAGCUCCAGAACUGAGGAGAAAUUAUAAACACGCCAUUGAUGGUCUUGUGAGAGUCUUCAGAGAGGAGGGAUUAAAAAAACUGUUUUCCGGAGCCACAAUGGCAUCCAGUCGAGGAGCUAUGGUCACUGUGGGACAGCUAGCGUGUUAUGACCAGGCUAAACAGCUGGUUCUGGGCACUGGACUGAUGGGAGACAACAUCCUCACGCAUUUCCUCUCCAGUUUCAUUGCUGGUGGCUGUGCUACCUUCUUGUGUCAACCUUUAGACGUAGUGAAGACGAGGCUCAUGAACUCAAAGGGAGAGUACACGGGAGUAAUUCAUUGCUUACGAGAAACUGCUAAGCUGGGUCCUUUGGCAUUUUAUAAGGGUCUUGUUCCUGCCGGGAUCCGUCUGAUUCCUCACACAGUGCUCACCUUCAUCUUCCUGGAGCAACUAAAGAACCACUUUGGCAUUCGGAUCAUUUCCUAAAGAAACGGCAUCCAUCUAACAUCGCAUUAGACACAGGGAUAGAAAGAUAUGUACUUACCUCCUUCUUCUCUACCUCUAACUCACUACUAAUGCAAAAAAUGUGAGAUUAUUAACUAAGAUCAGUUUUUAAAAUGUAAAUAAUCAAAUGCCUUGCUUGACAUGAGACAAAAUGAGACAUGAGAUAUGUUUAGUUAAAUCUUUGUAGAGGUCCAGUUAAAUUUCAUACUUCAAAGCAUAUUUGCAGAUAGGAUCGUACCACAUUAUAAAAAGUAUUAGACUAUUAAUAAUUGUUUUUAGUGAUUUACAAAAUGACUGCUGAUGUUUAGUUAUUUACUAUAUCCAAGGUAUGAAUGAAAUGAAAAGUUAAAAAUGACAAAUUUAGAGCAUAAUAUUUUUCUCUUAACAGAAUUGUAUUUAAUGUCCAGAUAUUAGUUUAAUAAAAUGUUACUAUAUGAUUGAACACCAUAAAAAUAUUGAGAUUCAUUUAGAUUUGAAUGCUACACUUGCCAACAAGUAAAUUGACAUAAAUUUAAAGUAUGUUGCAGUCUUAAUUGAGAAAUAUAAGAAUCCAUUAUUAUUAUUAAUAAUAUUAUUCAAUUUCAAUUAAAUUGAUAUUGAUAUGGAUAUUGUUUCCCAAUUACAAUGAAUACUGUGAUAUUGUUUAAAUAACAUUUUUAUGUUCUUUUUUCCAUUGAUGUUAUGCAAUUUACAAUGGACCUAAAGCCUUCUCUGAUAGUGUAUUGGGCCUUACUCUUAGAACAAAAACAAGCCAUUAUUUAUGAAUACUGAGUCAUCAUUUCCAUCAAAGUGUUCAUAUUUCUUACUGUUGCCCAAAUGGACUAGAAAUUGACUACGCUUAAAAUGUAUGUUAAAACCAUUUAUGGAAAAGGACCAAACCAAAAUGCUGAAUGUAUAAUGCCUUAUAGACUACAAAACGGUACAUUCUCCACAUCUCUGUAUUUGUGUCUAGGGAAUACAUGUCUGAAUGCAAUGAUGUUUAGCUCAACGAGGCACUUUAAUGAAAUCCUGAACCUUAAAUUGAGAACGCGAGUUAAAACCAGGAGUUAUAAUGAAAAAUGUGAACAAUACACUGGAGGGCAAGGGUUUAACAGGCUUAAUUUUUAAUGUUACAUGAGCACAUUUUUAGGCUCAUGACUUUUUUUAGUCUUGUAUACCCUGAUCCUUGUGCAUUUGCAAUAUUUUCUUUUUGUUGCUUUUUCAAUUUUGUCCAAAAGAGGGCGGUGUUGUAACAAUCUCCUGUCUAGAGAUAGCGUAAAUCUCUCUUGUCAUCUCAGUCUGACUUGUUUGUCAUUGUCCAACCUGUUGUUGUUUUUUUUCUGUUUAUAAUUCAUUAAUUAAUUUUAAUUAAACUACUAAUGCAAAAAGA
This is a messenger RNA of Boleophthalmus pectinirostris (great blue-spotted mudskipper), 2850 nucleotides long. RefSeq names its product solute carrier family 25 member 10b (gene slc25a10b). The record is from RefSeq and is a predicted model, not a curated record. NCBI's taxonomy places the organism in Eukaryota, Metazoa, Chordata, Actinopteri, Gobiiformes, Gobiidae. The transcript has 11 exons. Gene Ontology annotation, molecular function: antiporter activity; oxaloacetate transmembrane transporter activity; succinate transmembrane transporter activity. Gene Ontology annotation, biological process: phosphate ion transmembrane transport; malate transmembrane transport; oxaloacetate transport. Bases 603 to 1463 code for a protein of 286 amino acids.